AUGGGCAACAAGCAGACAGUUUUCACUCCGGAACAGCUUGACGCAUAUCAGGAUUGUACCUUCUUUACAAGGAAAGAAAUUCUGAGGCUAUUUUAUCGUUUUCAGGCUCUGGCUCCUCAGCUGGUUACUCUUGACUACACCAGCAAUCCUGGUGUGAAGGUGCCCUAUGAGGUCAUCAGCAGCAUGCCUGAGCUAAAGGAUAACCCAUUCCGAGAGAGGAUUGCUCAGGUCUUUUCCCAGGAUGGGGAUGGGAACAUGACCUUGGAUGAUUUUCUGGACAUGUUUUCUGUGAUGAGUGAAAUGGCUCCUAGAGAUCUAAAAGCAUAUUAUGCUUUUAAAAUUUAUGAUUUUAACAACGAUGACUAUAUCUGCCCGUUGGACCUGGAGAAGACUAUGAUCAAGCUCACUCGAGGUGAGCUGACUCCUGAGGAAGUUGGCCUUGUGUGUGAGAAGGUGAUUAAUGAAGCUGAUGUGGACAACGAUGGCAAACUCUCUCUGGAUGACUUUCAAAACAUGAUUCUACAUGCCCCAGACUUCCUCAGCACCUUUCACAUCCGAAUCUGAAGUGUAGCUGGCAAGCCUGGUCCAGCUUGGCCCUCCCCAGCACUACUGUACCUCCAGCAUCCACCCUCAUCUAUCUGUCCCUACAGCUGGAUCCACUCACCUCAGUCAUGACCCUGGCACCCCAUUCUUCUCUAUAGUAAAUUAGGUUUGAUUCAAUCAUGUUCCAGUAUGCCAUCCAUUCCCAACAUCUACUCAGUCAGCCUGCCUCUGACCUAGUAUUCCAUCUCUUUGACCCUAGAGUCAGACCUGGUGUUUUAUUCCCCAGCACCUUGUCUUUUUCUAUAACUAAUCUUGCCUGAUCCAGCCAUUGUCAGUAUCCCAGAUUAGCCAUGACCCCAGGACUCUACUCAUCUGUUCCUAGCCUGGAUAUGAUCCAACCUCCCAUGCUUUCCCAUAACCAACCUGGCCUGAUUUAGCCAGUCCCAAUGUCCUAUUUAUUUCUGUAACCUGGUCGACCUGGCCAUGACUACAGUUCCCCAUCCUUCCCUGUGACCAGCCUGACCCCGCCUAUUAGCCUAUCUACCCCUACAGCUGUUCUUUCUUGGUCUAAUCAUGACCUAGUUCCCCAUUCAUCCCCAUGACCCGUCUGACCUGGCCCAAAUAUGAAGCAACUGCCUCAUUAGAAUGG
Messenger RNA from Vombatus ursinus (common wombat), 1192 nucleotides. It is a transcript of the gene CIB3, whose product is annotated as calcium and integrin binding family member 3. Gene Ontology annotation, molecular function: calcium ion binding. The transcript has 6 exons. The record is from RefSeq and is a predicted model, not a curated record. Lineage: Eukaryota; Metazoa; Chordata; Mammalia; Diprotodontia; Vombatidae. Bases 1 to 564 code for a protein of 187 amino acids.